Thunnus maccoyii (southern bluefin tuna) is the source of this 2486-nucleotide messenger RNA. It is a transcript of the gene aifm2, whose product is annotated as apoptosis inducing factor mitochondria associated 2. Lineage: Eukaryota; Metazoa; Chordata; Actinopteri; Scombriformes; Scombridae. The transcript has 9 exons. Gene Ontology annotation, molecular function: flavin adenine dinucleotide binding; electron-transferring-flavoprotein dehydrogenase activity. Bases 111 to 1229 code for a protein of 372 amino acids. Gene Ontology annotation, cellular component: cytoplasm; mitochondrion. Gene Ontology annotation, biological process: positive regulation of apoptotic process; apoptotic mitochondrial changes. The record is from RefSeq and is a predicted model, not a curated record.
GAGAGCUCGUGUCGUCAGAGGAAGAAACACGCAGCUGUGAUAACAGUGAUGACAGACAAACUGCAGAAACUCCGAAAGAAAAGACAGCUGAACGUUUACCUGAAGCCGAGAUGGGGGGUCAGGCCUCGUCAGUAGAGGGUGUCCAUGUCGUGGUGGUUGGCGGUGGAUUUGGCGGCAUUGCAGCAGCUCAGCAGCUGAAGUCUCAAGGACUCAACUUCACUCUAAUCGACAUGAGAGACGCUUUCCAUCACAACGUGGCGGCACUCCGAGCGUCCGUCCAGCCCGGCUUUGCUCAGAGGACCUUCAUCCCGUACGCCAACACUUUUGGACACAGUUUCGUUCAGGGCCGAGUGGAGCGAGUGGACACUGACAGACAGAUGGUCGUCCUGCAGGGAGGGAGGGAGAUCCAGUACUCACACCUCAUCCUGUGUACGGGGACCGACGGGUCAUUUCCCGGGAAGUUCAACACCGUGGCAACGUACCAGACUGCCAUCCAGACCUAUGAGGACUUCGUCACACAGGUCCAGGCAGCAGGCUCGGUGCUGGUGGUGGGCGGUGGUUCAACCGGGGUGGAGAUGGCUGCUGAGAUCAAGACAGAGUAUCCAGAUAAGAAGGUGGUUCUGAUCCACUCCAGGAUCGGCCUGGCCGACCCGGAGCUGCUGCCCAGCGUCCGACAGCAGGCCAAGGAGGUUCUGCUGGAGAAAGGAGUGGAGCUGCUGCUGGGACAGAAAGUGUCGAACCUGUCGGAGCUGCAGCUGAACGUCACCUGCAGCAACAUGCUGGUCACCACAGAUAAAGGAGACAAACUGACCACAGAUCUGAUCAUCUGCUGCACUGGACUGAAGGUCAACUCUGCUGCCUACGCCUCUAGCUUCUCUGGCUGUCUGGCUGACAAUGGAGCUCUGAAGGUCAACGACCACCUGCAGGUCAAUGGUUUCUCCAACGUGUUCGCAGUGGGUGACUGCAAUGAUGUCAAAGAACCCAAGAUGGCAUAUCACGCAGGACUGCAUGCCGCCGUCGCCGUUAGCAACAUCGUCAACAGUCUCAGCGCGAAGCCGCUAACAUCUUAUCACACUGGUAACGUCACCAUGUUGCUGGCGAUGGGCCGGGAUGACGGCGUUGGUCAGUUUAAUGGGUUGAAGUUGCCUCGUUGUGUUGUCGCUCUGGGGAAGAGUCGAGAUCUGCUGCUGUGGAAGAGCUGGAGGGAGAUGCAGCAGAAACAACCCUGAUACACAAACUCAUUGAUUCAGUUAUUAAGAGAAACAAAGUUACACAGUUUGUCUCUAUUAAACUUGGAUUGUGUUUGAAAUAGACGAUUACACACCAUAUGUGUCUUUAUUAUCUCUGGUGUUAAUUUGCAGUUCAGACUGAAACUGCUAAAAUCAGCUAUUAAUGCACAUUUACCUCUGAUCUUUAAUAUUUUUACAGUAAAUACAACAACUAAAUUAAGAAAAUGAAAAAGAUACUUUAUUCAGAUUUUUUAAGCAAUAAAUAAAAUAUUUAAAACAUGAACAUCUUGAUGUGGUUUCAUUCAUAAAUAUAUUCAACACAUUUAACAGCAGAAAUCAUAAAUUCAGUGUUCAUUCAGAAAAUCCUGCCGUCAUCUGUCAGCUCUCAUUCAACUUGUUUCUUUAAUAAAAACAGUUUCUCCUGCUGCUCGUUUCCUUCAAACUUCAGACAGAAACUUUCACAAUGAAAAAUAAUAAAAGGACAGAUUGCUGCGGAAGAUCAGGUUUUUACAGACAGCUUCAGUAAAACAAGACAAACUCUCUCUGGUGCAAAAUACCAACAAAUAAGAUGUAUGAGCACACAAUCAUAAACAUUCAAAGUGUGAUUUACAUGAUUGAAAUAAGUGAAAGAUUUAAAGUACAAAGUGAAACACCACAGCGAGUGUUGGGAGACUUCCAGCCACCAAACAGGAGCCAUCAUAUGUCAAAUAAAUACUAAUUAUCAAUAAAUAGAGACGAGAGUUUUCUUUGGUUUCUCAGCUGAAAAUGUUGGAAUGAAAAAACCAGAAAGACUUCAGACAUCGCAUCUUCAUCAAGUAUCAUUUUAACAUCAUGUAACAGAACACUGAAGUGUUUGAGUAGAAACUGAACUCUAUCGUUUUAAUCAGUGAAAAGCUCAGACGACUCAUUGACAUUUUUGCUAGUUAAGUGUGUGAUAUAAGAUAUAUUUAACAGUUAAAGUUGUUGGCAAAUAUUUGUUUCCAGAGUGCAUAUUUGUAGCUUUUGUGGUUUUUAAAGUUAAUAUCUGUAGGAAGAUGUCAUCUUGAGCUCAGGGAACUUUUUUUAUUCUUUUCUGACAUUUUAGACACUAAACGAUUGAUCGAAAACAUUUAAUAAAAUCUUUAGUUGCAGCCUUAAAUAUGUCAAAAUGAGUCAAAUCUCCUGAGUGAUCAGAGUGAAGGAGGCAUCAAAAUACUCUGCUGUAUAUUAAAAUGGGAUCCUCACCUUUAUUUAAUCUUAUUGAACCUCCAGAAGUUA